AUGGCGAUAUUAUCGGACCACGAUUCAGAACCUACACUUAAGCGUAGAAAGAUCCGCAAGGGUACGCAGAGCUGCUGGGAAUGCAAGCGACGCAAGGUUCGAUGUUCGGGCGAACAGAUCUGCCAGAACUGCCAACGUCGUGGUACGCCUUGUAUCGGUCAGGACUUACCUGACGAGCCUCAAUCUGCCGAGAUCAGUGUUCUUACGCCAGACCAGGAUGCCAAUUCGACCGCGACUACGCGCUCACUAUAUGCCACGCCUAGCUCGAACAACACGGGGAGUGAUGAUCUGGAACAAGCCCUUCGAUCAGCGUGGCCGAGUCAACAUGAGAUUGACCUCAUCACAAAAUUGCCGAUUGGCUUGUCGGUGUUCUUCCACAAUGGCGUCUGCACAUUGUACAACAACCCCACGAGUCAACAAUCAUCUCCAGAAGACAUCCUGCAAUUACCACCACGAGGUUCACACCCUGUGCUGAUAGCACGAAGCCUUCUACUGCUCGGCAAUUACUUGCAGGGAAUCGUGCUCCCUGAUGGCCGGUCAUCACCAAAGCCGGGAUCAAAGUACCACAACAUCAUGUGUCAUGCUGUUGAGACUGCCAUCAAGCUCGUCACAAAGAACGAAGAUCUCGUCAAUUCUGUCGAAGGCAUAGAAUGUAUCAUGCUAGAAGCCGCCUACCAAAAUUAUGCUGGAAAUCUGCACCAAGCUUGGAUGGCAGUGCGAAGAGCGACGACUACUUCACAAGUACUUGGAUUGCAUCGAUGCGUCAGCUCUCCAUCGCUGAAGUUCCUUGAACCGCAGACAAGGACAUACUUCAACGCGGAGAUGACCUGCUUUCGAUUGGUCCAGAUGGAUGCGUAUCUCGGUCUCGUGCUAGGACUGCCACGGAGUUCGCUCCAAGCUCAUGGUAACCUCGAAGACUUACAAAAGUUUCAGCCAGUAGAUCGAAUAGACCGCAUACACUGUCUAGUGGCAGAUCGCAUCCUCCGACGCAAGGGUGACGACCUGUCUGAAACUCAGGAAUUGGAUUUGCUCUUAGAAAAAGCAGCAUCUGAUAUGCCAUCUCAAUGGUGGCUCAUGCCUGAUCUAUCGCCUGGUAGCUGCACCGAAAGUGAGCUUGCGCGCGAUACCAAUCGUCUCAUGACACAAUUCUCUCAGUACCAUCUGCUGAUUAGGCUGCAUCUGCCAUACUUGAUGCGCUCCUCUUUCGGAGGGUAUGGCGACUAUAGCAAGAUGACAGCUGUGAAUGCUAGUAGGGAGACGCUGAGUCGUUACCUGGCCUUUCGUGUCAACAACCCUGCGCACUUUUACUGCCGUGGGACCGACUUCCUUUGCUUCAUCGCUGCAACGGUCCUGUGCCUUGCACAUAUCGAAUGUUGUAGAUCCCGGCAAACGCAGCCCAGCAGUCAAAACGCCUUCAGCCUACUCGUGCAUACCCGAUCUAGCGACAUUGGUUUGGUGGAAAAGAUCACCGAGAUCAUACAAUCAAUCGCACAAGACUUUGACGAAGAUGUCAUCGCAUCCCAGAUCCUUUGCGUCCUCAAUCAAUUGCUGAAAAUUGUGGGCAGGGUCGCAAAUGGUGUGAGUUAUGGAGUUGAAGCAGGUGACGGUGUAGGCGAAGGCCUCGCAUAUCACGGCGAGGAGACGGACGGCGGUGAAGGGCUGCAACUGCAGAUUCCGCACUUCGGCACUAUCGAAUUCCUUCGCCAUGGUAUACAGCGAUCUGGGCCAGUAACGACCGUGUCUCAAGAUCCGACUCUUUCAACUGGCGAGGGGCUUGACUUCCUGAACGUGAAUGGUUCAAGCAUGGCUCCUGUUCCAGGGAUCGAUGGCGAGUGGGACAUGCAGGGUAUUGACCUGGCAUUAUUCGAAGGGCUGUUUGGCGAGUCAAGCGUGCUGGAUGCGACAGGCACAUUGAGCUGGAUGUAG
This is a messenger RNA of Aureobasidium pullulans EXF-150, 1926 nucleotides long. RefSeq lists its product as uncharacterized. Gene Ontology annotation, biological process: regulation of DNA-templated transcription. Gene Ontology annotation, molecular function: DNA-binding transcription factor activity, RNA polymerase II-specific; zinc ion binding. Lineage: Eukaryota; Fungi; Ascomycota; Dothideomycetes; Dothideales; Saccotheciaceae. The transcript is spliced from 2 exons. The record is from RefSeq and is a predicted model, not a curated record. The coding region runs from base 1 to 1926 and encodes 641 amino acids.